Molecule: messenger RNA, 2083 nt
Organism: Drosophila mauritiana
Lineage: Eukaryota; Metazoa; Arthropoda; Insecta; Diptera; Drosophilidae
Exons: 8
Coding region: 27-1793 (588 amino acids)
Biological process (GO): transmembrane transport
Cellular component (GO): membrane
Molecular function (GO): transmembrane transporter activity
Source: RefSeq, a predicted model, not a curated record
AAUAGCCAUGGUCGAGAAGGCGUCCAAUGCGUUUACACUGGAAAAGCUCCGAAAUCUGCAAUGGGAAAAGGUGUUUCAUAUGUUUUACAUCGAACCGGUUGUGUUCAUGCUGCUCUUCUCGCACACGCUAUCGGGUGAGUUACCCGCCCCAGUGCCUCAGCGCCCCAGUCCUCCGAAUCCGCCACCUAGAACCUAUCACCAAUUCGGCAUCUUGUUCAGGCACCAUCCAGCGCAACCAGGUCAUCUACCAGACGUGCACGGUGAUAUUCCACUACAACGAGAGCGACUGCAAGCAGCUGGAUGUGAAGAACGCCAGUGCGGAGAUUAAUGCCAUUGAGACGGAACUGCAGCCGUAUGUGGCCAAUCUGUUCCUGGCCCGCACCCUCCUGGAGAGCAUUGUGCCAGCCUUUUGCGGCCUGUUCAUCGGCUCCUGGUCGGAUCACUAUGGACGCAAGCCCCUGCUCAUUGUUUCCAUGAUAGGAUUCUCGGCAUCAUUCCUCAUGAUGGCCGCCAUCUGCGAGUUGUCCAGCUACUAUGUGGUCAACCCCUGGUGGUACAUCAUGGCUGCAGUGCCCCACUCCCUGCUAGGCGGCAAUUGCGUCUUCUCGGUGGCCGCCUUCUGCUUUAUCUCGGACAUCACCGAUUGCAAGUCGCGUCCCUAUCGCAUGAUCUUCAUGGAAUCGCUAUUCUUCAUUGGGUUGACAAGUGGAUCUUUGCUGUCCAGCUUUGUGUACGCGGCUGUGGGGUCAGCGGCGACCAUUGGGAUAUCCGGCUGCAUCGUCACCUUCGCAACGCUCUUCAUCAUCUUCUUUGUGCCGGAGAGCUUGCACUUCCAUAAGGAACAGGAAACGAAGAAUGCGAUUGCUGCAAAUGUCGAAAAGGAGUGCAUCGACAGCAAAGUGCCUAUAACCGCCUGUGACCUCCAGUUGGACCGCGUGGCGAUUGACUGCCCGCCGAACUUCAUGAACGACGAGGAGCCAGGGAAGGAGAAGAGGAUGGAGUUGCCCACACCGGCAACGCCUGCGAUGAGCUUCGACGACGACCUGUUGGCGAAGUACGUGGAGCGGCUGCCACAGAAGGCGGAGGAGCGCAAGCGCCAGGAGGCGGAAGAGCAGGCCAAGAAGGCGGGCUUGUUCAGUAUGGUGCACAUCAGGGACAUGAUCAGCACCUGCUUCAAGCGACGCGAUCAUCACGCGCGUGCCAUCAUCUGGCUGGUUACGCUGGCAAUGUUUCUCUCCAUCUUUGUAUUCGAUGGAGUGAUGACAGUGAUGUACCUAUUCGUGCGCGAGAAAUUCCACUGGACUGUGCGGGACUACACGUUCUUCGAAACGGUCAGCCACCUGGUGCCCAUGAUUGGCGCACUCAUCGGUUUCCUUGUUCUGCGAAAGGUCUUUCGCCUGUCGGUGGUGACCCUGGCACUGCUGGCCUUCUUUUCGGAGAUUCUGAACAAUCUGGCCAAGGGCUUUGCAACGAUGCCCUGGCACAUGUACCUUUCGGUGACCCUGGGCGUCUUCCGCUCCAUCUCAGGCCCCAUGUGCCGCACAAUAGUAUCGAACAUAGUGCCUCCCUCGGAUCUGGGCAAGAUUUUCUCCAUCAAGAAUGUUUUGCAGUCGUUUGCACCGUUCGUGGCGGCACCCUUGUACACCCUCAUCUAUAAGCGAUCCCUGACCACCUAUCCGGGUCUGUUCAACUUCGUCAGCUCGUUCCUGUACCUGCUUUCGUUCGUGUUUAUCGGAUAUGUCUUGCGGAUCAAAUACAGGCACAAGCAGCACUACGCCAAGGUUCUGAAGUGAGGCGGUAAAAAAUUAGCACGUGAUCAACUAACCGAGCAAUAAAGAUUUACAAGUGGAGCGAAUUUAAAGAUGCGAGUCCGAAAGCAGACGCUUAACUAUGAGGGACCAUCAGUUAUAAAUUGAACGAAUGGAUCUUUGUUUGACUUGUUUAUUUAUAUGUUAAAUUAUUUGUAAUUUUGUUUUAAAAAUGUAUCUAGCUAUAUAUCUGUACUCCUAGAGUAGACAAUUAAAAAGUCGCACCAUCUCGCCCUUUCAUUAGUUGAAUAUCGGGUAUGUAUAUCUCUUGUUGU